Messenger RNA from Bursaphelenchus xylophilus (pine wood nematode), 8224 nucleotides. Lineage: Eukaryota; Metazoa; Nematoda; Chromadorea; Rhabditida; Aphelenchoididae. The record is from the annotation of a GenBank genome assembly.
AUGCCCAACGACAUCGGCCAUUACAACGAUUCCUUCAUUGGAUCCAGAUCCAGGACCAAUAUUCUCGCGCAUCAGCAGGAGAAUAUGGCGCCAAUGGGGGAUUACGUUGACAAAACCAUCCGAUUGAAGUCGGAUGUGAAAAUAAACCUAAAUGAUGUGCCGCACAGUCCAGUAGAUCAGUAUGAGAAGUACGGGAACACUGUGGAGCCCAAGAAGGUUGAGCCGGGAGGUAUGUUAUUUGGCUUUCAAAAAUAUUAUUUGAUUGGUGUCAUAAUAAUAUUUUUUUUUUAAAUGGGAUUGCUACCUAAAUAUCCUUGGAUUCAAUUAUGGCGUCUUUUUCAGAUUCUACUCAGCAUCUUGGCCCAUAUUCCACUGCACGGUCUUCCCAAUCGCCCGUUUCUCGAGCAGAAUCACGCCGUAGAAGUGUCCCGGAAAACGUGAUCAGCCCAAAAUCGGCCAAGGAUCUGCCACCAGCUGGCCCGUCGGUUUGUCGACCACGCCGUCGAAGUCUUUUUGCCACUAUAAAGGAUAAGUUGCAUCACUCGCAUACCAACUUGCAAGCGCAGACCGAACAGGAAGAGCCAGUGCAAGGGGUUUCACAGCUGGAGAAAGGUGUGUUUUUUGAAGGAUUGAGGGGUCUGCGGAAUGAAUAUUGUUUGUUGUUUUGUAUGUUGGUUAGAUAGUUGAGGGAGCUUGAGUCUUCUUUUGAUGUUUAUUUUCACCAUUGACAACCAUAAUGUUAUUUUUGACGUUUGCCUCGGGAAACUUUUUUUUUAACUUUAUGGAAAUGCUUUUUAGAUCUUGGGUUUCCCCCGGCGAAUAAUUCUCCGCCGCUUGAUGCCUUUAUUGGCUCACCUCAUUCCAUGAUUGUUGAGUCCCAAUUCCGACGACGAAGCAAGUCCGACGCUGUUCGCCAACGAACAAUCUCAAUCAAUUCUCAACGAAACGACCCCGAAAUGGACGAAUUCAGCCGAGCCAGCACUGAAGAUGAGUGCUCUGAGAUGGAUGGCGAUGAAAACGACAAUUUGCCUAUGUAUAAGGUAGAUUAUUAAAAAAUUUUAUGAGAAAGUGUUCUGAAGGGUCUGAAAUAUAAUUUAUAAGAUGAAUUCGUUGACCGCCUGCGAACGAAAUUAAUCCGAAAGGAAGGUCAAGAUGGCCUUAUUACCACUGUGGGAAGUUAGUUUACCCUUCCUUCCAGUCUCGAGACGAUAAAUGUUCCUGUUGUUUGGAAUGCCCUACUUUGUGUACAGAAGCAAAUUAAUCCAACGCGUUUCGUGAACUUUCUUCGCAAACCCCCUUUUCCAGCUUUUUCCAUUGCCUCGCAGAGAAAUGACCGCUUUUGAGAGCGGGCGUUAUCAAAAAAAGACGGAUAUUUAAUCUAAAAUUUUACGAAUAAUAUAAUUUUCAAUUGAUAGCUAACGAUUUCAGCACGAAUUCCGCGCCCCAUCUUCUCGUCGCUCCUCGGCCAUGUACUUUCAACCGCCCAGGAUUCGAUCUCGACGGAAUUCCGAGAUCCCCGAUGAUCUCCAUUCUGUUUCUUCCAGCACUCCGGGUCGAGGAGUCAUGGUCUUGUUCUGCAAAUCCCCACCGAAUUCGUCGACUUUCUCACCAACUACUCGUAGUCGGGCUAAUAGUCGAGCGAACUCCCAGCAUGAUUUGGAUUAUGAUGGACUGACGCCGGCUCGGAAGAAUGGAAGUGAUAAUGUGGCUGAGUUUGAUCUGGAAGAUUGUAAGUUUUUUAUGAUAUAACUGGUGUACAAGGUCAAAUGAGCUUUUUUACCGUAAGAUUGUUUAUAAAGCCAGUACUGACCUUUGGAUGACUUUAAAUUAGGUUUUUUUGUAUUAUCUGUGACAUCUGACCUUCCAAAUUUUAUGAAAUUCAAUUAAUAUUGGUAGUGUUAUAUCCCGAUGAAUACUUAAUUCUGAAAUUAUUUUUUUGAAUAUAAUGUUAAAAGUUUCGGGAACAGAAAAUAUUACACUUCUCCUCUUUUCGAAUUUAUGAUCUCGAGAUUGCCUUUGGCCCUCAAGUGACGAUUCGAAUCUUUUUUCCAGUUUUUUUACGAAUACUAGUCCUUCCGGAAAGUCGCCGGACGGAAAUCGGCGACAUGCACUCUGCGAAAUCGAAAGUUCACUUUGCACUGUGCAAUUUUUGGCUUUUUGCACUGUGCAAUAAGCUUUUUCGAGCUGUCGCUCGCACCCUGAGUUUUCGUGCACAGUGCAUGUCGCCGAUUUCCGUCCGGCGACUUUCCGGAAGGACUAGUAUUGGAGGCGUUUUUUUCUUUAACGUGCUGUUUUCACCGAAAGUUUUAAUUAGAAUAGAGGGUGGUUGAUAAGUGGUGAUAACUCUGUGGAAAUCAGAUUGUUUUGAUUACUUUGUGUUGCGAACGAUAUUUUUUAAUUAUGUAUGCAGAGCUUGCGCUGAAAGUGCCUGGAAAUCGUUUGUUUUAUACGAAUCAUGAGGCUUUUCUUGUUUGAGAUACGAUUUGAAGAGGAAAUGAGGGCUAUUCACAAGUGGAAUAUCGAAUGACCCAUAUUGAAGGCUUUUGACUUGCAAAUGGCUGAAGUAUAGUGUAGUAGUGAUAAUUCUUCUUUUUGAUAUAAAAGAAAUGGGAUUUGACCUCAAAAAGGGCUGUAUUUUCCAUUAUUUUUUGUUGUUCCCGAAAUAAGCUAUUUUUAAAUUCUACAUCCAAUUUUUUGGUCUUUAAUGCCGAACUUGUCCUUAUUUAAGUAAAAAGGAAUGGAUAAUUUGCCUGAGGUCCCUUUCAAUCCCCGCCGAAUUUGGCCCUCUUUGGAUUUGUUUUCUUGAAGAACAGGCCAGUCGAUUUCAUGUAUCGUGUGAUUCAUGACAUGCGAUAUGAGGAAGUAGACAUGUUUUUGAAUUUCAAAUCGAAUUUGUGGGCUAUUUGAGGAACAUUCAGAGUAUCGGAAGUCCUAGAACAGACAGUGUCAAAAAAAUUUUUGAAUCGUUUGAAUUGUUUUAGUCUGGAAAAGAUGUGUUUUCCAUGGCCUGUUUUUUAUUUUUUUUUUAGCCCAAGAAUGUUUUUGAUGGCUUUGUUUUGUUGUUCAGUUACUGAAAGUCCUUGAAUCCCGCCGGAUAUGCUGAAUUUUUUUAGCAUUCUUUUUUCGGAGCCUCAUUUUUAGCGUUUUUUCUGUUUAAGACUAACAAAAAAACAGAUUUUGGUCAUGAAAACGUUAAAUUCAAAUUCUGGUCAUGAAAAGUGUCUAGAGAGUGGUUAAUGUUAGUGUUACAUGGUUCCUUAUCGGCGUCACUAAAAUUUCCUCUUUUUUAGCCCUUGCCGAUCUUUCCCUCUCACACGAACUCUUUGUGGACACCAGUUUGGCCAACAAUUCGUCGUCCUCGAACAGCUUCAACAUGACCAACGACGCUCCUCACACUCAUCCUGUUAACUCUACCAAUCAUGGGUCAUCUCCAUCGAAUAUUUGGAAACGAAUCAUCUCAAGGAAACGUGCCGUCUCGGCAUGUCAUGAACAGGUAAGUUGGUUAUUCAUUUUAAAAGCUUUUGCUGAUUCCGUCUCACUAUAUUUUCGUCAUUGUGACAAUUGUUUGUGUGGAGGUGCUGUAGCAUUUCUUUUUUGAUUUAUUGGAUCAGAGAACGGGCCUGAAGCAGUCUUUUUUUUCGUAUGGCCCACCUUUUGUUCCAGAGUUUUGCACCGGUCGGCCCUUUUGUCUUGAGCUUGAAGCUAAAGCCGGCAAUUUUAUUAUUCCGGGGUGCCUGCCAUGAAUCCAAUAAAUUUGAGAAUCCACUUAUUUCUCAUCCAUAUUUAUGGCCGACGAGAUUUCUCCAAUUCUCCAUGAAAUUGGAGGAGUCUUGCCGUUCGCAAGUAUGUGAAAAGAAACAAAAAGGAGUUUAAACUGGGAAUUUAAUAACGGAAUUUGAUUGUAAUAGAAGGCAUGGGAAUCUCUUCUCCCCUUUUGCAGAUGGGUUGGGAAAUUCAGAAAUUGGGUUUUGAACCUAAUGAAAAUGCUUCGAGAAGAAGUAAAACGGUUGGAAAUGGGCUUAGAGUGUCGAGAAUGAAGUUUUGAGUAUUGAUAUUGGUACAGGGUGGUAUAGAAUGAGGCUUUCAUUGUGAAUAUCGGUCUUUUGUCCCUCUCUGAUGAAUAGAAAUGUAAUUUACUCGGGUUGAUUCAUAACUUGUCACAUAAUUGUACUAUCCCUUCCGGAAAUUCGCCGGACUGAUUUUUGACUGUGCGAAAAAUGUCAAGGUGACAGCGACAGCUGAAAAAUAGUCUAUUGCACAGUACAAAGACAACCUUUGUUUUUGGACAGUGCGUGUAGCCGAUUUCAGCCGAGCGACUUUCCGAAAGGACUUGUGUGUUCCAUGAACACGGAUGUUUACAUUCAUUUCACACUUGGAUUUGGUCGUAUGCGACUUACUUCGCAUGUAAUUAGCAUACUUAGAAGUUUCGCAGAUUGUUAUUGCUUUAGAGCAGUACCGCGUUUGUUGUUGAGUUUCUUUGAAAUUAUGUUCAAACUUGGCUGUUUAAACAAAUGAAAUUUCUUUCAUUUCAAGGCUUUUUGGAUGUUUGGCUAAACGAUUUUUGUCAAAAUCUGUAUUGGUUUUUAUCGCAAUCGAGAGCUAUAGCGGUGUUUCUUGAUUAUAGAAAUGAUAUUUGUCUCGGAUUGUUAACGAAUCACACCCUGAUUGUUGCGGCUCCAUGAAUCGUGGUCUCGUUCCCAUUUGACAUUAUUUCUUCGAUAAUUCAUUGUUUUGUUUCCUUCAUCAAAAAGCAGGACUUUGUUAUUAUAUCGGGAAGAUAAUUAGCUGCUCGAAGUUCUGUUUUCAUACCCUGUGCGUCGUCACGUUCCUCACGUCCUAUGACCAUCACUCCCUUGUCCAACGUUUUUUGGCCAGACAGGCUUGUGCGUUCGUCCUUUUUACUUGACCGAGGGCGAAUUUAUAAAGUGCUUUAUCUUUCUCCCUGCUUCUAACUCACACUCUAAAGUUUUGGACUCGAGAUCCUUAAUGUUUUCGAGUUGUUUCCAGAAAUUAUGGAUGUGGUUUCGAUAGGAAACAGUGGGAUGACUUGAAUAAAAAUGAAAGGUUUCUUGAUACAGAACAUGUUAGAGUAAAGAGGUAUCAAUAGAAAGCCCUUUGAUGUAAAAAACAGCAGGGACAAUAAAAGAAUGUUGGUUUUGAAGAUAAAUGAUUCGGGCAUCUUUCGAGGAUUUUUGAAGCUGAAACAGAAAUUUGGGAAAUGAGGAAAAGGCUUUCUCUUGAAACGUGAUAUUUUUAUUCCUUUGAUGCUUAUUGCUACUGAAUUUUAGGUCUUCUUGAUUACUUUUUUUCAAUUACGCAUUCUGACGGUCGAGAACCUCAAUUCUUUUUCAAGACAUCCUAGUCUUCCCAGUCCACACCGCGUAAAGUUAUAAAGAAUCGGCUGUGUGUAGCUGAAAUGGUCUCAGACUUGUAUCAUAUGAUAUUGAGCAACUAGCACAAGAUAAAAAGCUUUUUUCGCCAAAGCUUUUUUGACACUUAUGAUCUGAGGUAUCUACUGUAAUUUCCCGUGAGAAUUAUGAGAAGAAGGCACGACCUUCCAAUUUCCACUCAUUACAUUCCUUCGCGAUUUCCUUCUUUUCUUGCUUAGGCUUUCUCAACGGCGUUUUCUUUGUGUUAUUUGAUCAAAUGACGUCACCCAACGAAGAUUUUCGCUCGCUAUUGCCUGACCCGAUCAUAGGCAGCCAUGUGAUGGCUUUGAUAACAUUAACUUGCAACCCACAGGCUUGUAAAUGUUGUACUCGGGAUUGUUUGCGGUCAGGGUGGGCUGAAAAUACUCGCCACUUUUUUGGAAGAUUUCGCCGUUUUCUUUCGUUGAUUUCAAAGAAAAACUUUGGAUGAAUAAAAGAUUGUUGACGGUUAAAGGCCUCACUUUAGCACAUGUCGUCUGAAGGGUUUGGUGUUUGUUUUCCUUUGUGGCUUUUUCAAAACAGAUCCUACUUUAUCUCGGUUCGAUGUUUUCCAUUCAAUUUAUAUGGCUUAUUCCUUGAGUCAGCCAAAAUCUUUUCCACAAUGCAUCCCUGUACCGGUUGUCCCUUAUAUUUAUGUAAAUUCGCACUCAUUUUUCACGUUUUUCAGAACCAAAACGACACUCCUCCGGAUUAUUUCUCGAGCUCCUUCAACUGCGACAGCGACCGCCAAAUGGUUUCUCCGCUGUCCGUUAACUGUAAAUUAUUUUUAAUCAAGCAUUUGUAUUAAUUUACUUUCGACUUGAUUUUGAAAAUUAUGUUGAGAAAUACUGUGAUUUGUGAUAAGUGAGCUCUCGAUUAUACUUUUUUUUGCUGUCUUGAGGGUGGUUGUCAAGAAAAAUCACCUCAUUGCUCGCUUUUUAUUGCGCGAAACUUGUCAGCUUGCCCCGUUAAGACGCUCACGAGUGUCAAUUUUAGAAACGCAGCACGAGAUUUUUAUUUAUUUACUUUGUACUCCGAAGCGGGAAAACAUAAACGAUCUAAAGGCGUCUCGAAUGUCACGUCUCUCCUUCCCUGAACAUUGAUAAUACCAUUAGUGAUUACAAAUUAAAACAAGUUUUAUUGGGGUUUUUCUGGGUCUGGCUGCCGUAAAAGGGAGUUGAAACAGUGCUACACCGAAAAGAGGACUGUUUUCGAUCUUUUGGUUGUUUUACAUUCGUGUAACGCAAUUUGAUAUUAUUAAAAUUGAUUUUUCGAUCAACUGUGUAUACUAAUUUAGGUCUUUAGACUUUUUAGGUUUUAUUUUUGCUUACAAAAAUCAAAUUCGAUGAUUUUUUCAUAGUUAGUUAUUUAGGGACACAAAACGAACAUGAGAAGUAUAAGACGACCCUUGUUUUAUGUUGUUCCAUAAUUUUAAAAGUCCUUGAUAAGCCCUUCUUUCAUGAUGAUAAGUUCGGAAGCGAAGAGCGCGCCGUCGAAUGUCAAAAGAAUUCCUUUACAUCACGCUCGCGUCUCGUUUUAAAUUUUUUUGUUCUAUCUGUACUUUGAAAGUGAAGGCGCUAAGGUAAUGGUGUCAAUUUUGGGGUUUAGAGCCCCAGAAAGUGAUGUGAAGUAUGGGAUCAUAUGUUAAAAUUUUAUGGCCUUGUUUUAGACGAAUUUGAUGAUUUUGACACGGUUUUAAUUUUAAAAAUGAGGUCAUUGUUUAAUUUUUGCACUUCCAUAUACUUUGAACCGUUUUUGUAACGGCUAUGUAGUCAGUUGAUCACAUGACACAUUACUUUUGAUUUCAUCGAUGCACUUUUGAUGGAUUGUCUUGAAAACCCCUUCCUCAAGGCAUUUUUUCGUUGAAGAGGACUUCCUGAUUAGUCUCCGGCUUCUUUACAAGCCCAAUUUUUUUCUCAGUCUCGCCUCCCGUCCAAAAAUAAAGCAUUUUUUGCGUCGAUUUUUCCAACGAUAACGACUUUCGUAAGCCUUUUCGAAAGCGAAAGGGUAGCAAACUCUCUGGGGUUUACGAGAAAAAUUCAUAAAAAAUGCUUGCUGUUUUGUUUUAUGAAUUUUGAGUGCAUCCGGACGUAUCCGGCCUCCUUUUUGAACGGAAAAACGUUUUUCUAAGGCCUAGUGUAAUAUAAUUUUUGAUAGUUUUUUUUGAAAAUUAUCAUUUGGCAAAGAUUUCUGUGAUAAUUUCAUUUUUUUUUUCUACUCGGAUUAUUUCUUUGUUAUUAUUUUUAUGAAUAUUUUUUAGUAAAAAUUUGUCUUCCGUUAGUCCAAAAAGCAACGACCACUUUUGGUCACAAAUAAAGAGAUUGUAGGUAGAAUGGGGCCGAAAGGGUAAAAUAAUUGGGCGGUUUUUUCGAGAAUAAUAAUUUUCGCUGCAUGACUACGAAUUUAGAACUCCUUCUUGUUACAAAUUUGGCCUUAAAUUCGGGUGUUUUAUGGGUUUAAAGCCUAAAAAGGGUGUAAGGCUAUGUAAUAGUAUAUUUCUUGGUAUUCGAUAUGAUUGAAAAGUGGUUUCAACUCAAAUCUUACCCAAUUUGGUACUAAAAAAUGCCAAUUUUAGCUCUCAACCGGUCCGGUGGAAACCGCACCGGCCUCCGUUCUUCGCUGCAGCCACAUAAUCCCAAUCUUCUGAACGCAUACGCCCGAAAUCGCGCUGUCAUGAUGUACUCUCAACAUAAUCAACGCUCCGUGGACUCGAAUGUGGAUCUGGCUAGGCAUGCGCUUUUAAUUAGAGAGGUUGGUUUAUCUUUUUUCAAGUUUUUGGAUUUUAGAAUGCCAGUGCUCAAAGUACAAGGAGUUAA